AUGAAUCCUUUUUACUUCCUUACCUUAACUGCUGUUUUGGCCACGACUGCGAAAGCCGGCGGACCAGUUCUCGAUUCCAAAGGUCAUUUCAUGAUCAGAGGUAGUUACUACGUCAUCCCUCGCAUCUUCGGCGCUGCAGGUGGCGGCCUGGCUCUAGUCCCCCGUGGUGACAAACAAUGUCCCCUCUAUAUCGGUCAUGAAAAUUUAGAAGUUAACAUGGGCAUUCCCGUAAGAUUCUCAAACUGGAUUUCUAGAGUUGGGUUCGUUCCCGAGUCAGAGGACCUCAGAAUCAUGAUGGAUGUUAAAGCUACGACCUGUGCCCAGUCAAACUACUGGUGGGUCGCUCCUUCCGACAAGGACAGUAAGACGUGGUUCAUAGCGGCUGGUCCUAAGCCAAAAACUGAUGAAGAUUCGUCCAAGACUUCCUUCCAGAUCAAGAAAACUGGAGAUUCUCUUAAAAGCUACAAGAUUGUGUUUUGUCAUAAGGGUAAGGACUGCAUCAAUGUCGGGAUCUUCAAGGAGAAAAAUGGCGUUCGGCGUUUGGUUUUAAGCUCCAAACCAUUCCCUGUUGUGUUCGUGAAAGCUACUUGA
This is a messenger RNA of Eruca vesicaria subsp. sativa (arugula), 591 nucleotides long. The record is from the annotation of a GenBank genome assembly. NCBI's taxonomy places the organism in Eukaryota, Viridiplantae, Streptophyta, Magnoliopsida, Brassicales, Brassicaceae.